This is a messenger RNA of Phytophthora infestans T30-4, 4044 nucleotides long. Its product is annotated as phosphatidylinositol kinase. Bases 1 to 4044 code for a protein of 1347 amino acids. The record is from RefSeq and is a predicted model, not a curated record. Gene Ontology annotation, molecular function: 1-phosphatidylinositol-3-kinase activity; 1-phosphatidylinositol-4-phosphate 3-kinase activity. The transcript is spliced from 3 exons. Gene Ontology annotation, cellular component: phosphatidylinositol 3-kinase complex; plasma membrane; cytoplasm. Lineage: Eukaryota; Oomycota; Peronosporomycetes; Peronosporales; Peronosporaceae. Gene Ontology annotation, biological process: cell migration; phosphatidylinositol 3-kinase/protein kinase B signal transduction; phosphatidylinositol-3-phosphate biosynthetic process.
AUGUUUGGACGCACGUCCACGCUCUCGAGCCGCAGCUCCUUGGAGUCAUCCUCUAGCAGCUCCGCGUCGUUGUCUUCAUGCUACGCGGUCUACGAGGCCAGCAAGACCUUCGAUAACGUCGACACCUCGCUCGUACCGUCCUUCGCCGCCAUGAACCCCUUGGCACACGCCGGCAAGAGCUCCGACGGCCAGCGCUGGCAGCCUGUGCCCGGUCUUUAUCACUGCAAGGAGUCGCUCUACUUCCGCUCCGCGGUGGGGCAGCUCCUGCAACUCGCACACGCCGAGAUCUCCCCCACCGACCUGGAGGUGCGCGCCAAUACGCCCGAGUUUCGUGUCGAAGAUGGCGACUGGGUGGCUCACAAGAACCAGAGCAAGUUCGCACUAGACACGCCGCAGUUUCUCAACUGCGUGGCCCGUAUCCCAGCCUGCCUCAUCAUCUCGCAGCACCAGGUGUCCCAUGCGGUCCCCACCUGUAUUGUGGGUGGGAUCUUGAGGAAACGAGGAGAAGGGAUCAAAGCCUUCAAGAAGAGAUAUAUGGAAUUGGACGGUAGUGUGCUGGCUUACUACAAGAAAAAGCCAGAGAAACACGGGAUCCCUCUCAGUCGAGACGAGAAGAAAGCGUAUGAACGAGGGUGUAUCGAUCUAGACAAGGUUUCGUCUCUGCAGCCCAUGGACAACAAGUCGGAGCCGUAUGGAUUUCUACUCGUAACAACAGCUCGGACGUGGGUUCUGGCUGCAGACUCGGAGACUGAAUACCAUCGAUGGAUCAAGGCUCUCUGUGGCGUCGUCAAGUUCAAUGCUGUUCACGUUAUCUAUAAGAGGCAAUUCCAGUUGAGAGAGGUGAAUGCUCAAGCUAUUACAGAUGUGAGGAUGGCAGUAACUACCAGUGAUACAGUGGGGGAGAUCGUGGAACACGUUUUCAACUGCUACAAACAGGCUCUUGAUGCGGCACCGCUGAAGCCAUACGACCCAACUGAGUAUCUACUGAAGAUCACAGGAUUUCGAGACUAUAUGAUCGAUCGCUAUAGGAUGUUGAACGAAUACGUGCACGUACGAGAAUGUCUGAUGACUAAGAAGACGAUCCGACUCACAGUGGUGCACAAGUCGAUUAUUCGAGAGACUGCGAUGCUGAAUCUAAGUAUUCGCAACAACCUUCAGCUGGCAGGGGACCCACGGAUGAACAAGAGCUCGAACCAACUCGAGGAAGUCAUGGAAAAUGAGAGAUCUGCAUCGCUGCAGAUGACAACGUUAGGGGAGAUCGACUGGAACCAGUCUCAGCCGUGUCGGAAGGGUCCGAUCCCUAGUGUGGCGGUCCAAGAGCCUUUUGCGGUCCGAAUUCAUCGUGUACUCAACAUUCCGCGCACUACGUGUGUGCUGAAGAGAACAAGUGAAGCUGCGAACGUCAGUCGAGUCGAGCUGGCUAGUGCUAGUGUGAUAGUUCGCAUCGCGCUGUACGAUGGAGGUCAGCUGCUGGAAAAUGCCGUUGUAGACACGGCUGACGUGCGGCUGAAAGCGCAACGGAAUGACCUGCUGUUUGUCGAGUGGAGCAAUCCCGUGUGGCACAAAUUCAACGUGAAUAUUUGCGAUGUGACGCGUACGAUGCGUGUGGAAUUGACAGUGAUCGGCAUCAAGAAGAUCAUUGGCGGCCCCAGAUCUAACGGACAGGGAGAAAAAAUGCUGGUGACUGGAAUUAAUGCGUUCGAAGUUGACGGAACGCUCAUGCAAGGUCUUAGCUAUGUUCGUAUGCUGAAUAACUUGCACUCGUGUGUCCAGGGACCGAUCCCGCAUGUGGCGUUACCGAACGAACCGCUGAUUCACGUGGAGUUCUGCAAGUUUGAUGCGCCCAUCGUGUUCGACUGGAGUGAGAACAAUAUGGUUGCAGCGAGUGGUCGCCCGCAUCGAACUAGUAUUGUCCAGAGCAGUCGAUCCGACAUGCUUCACAAGGAAGGAUGGCUGCGUAAGGUGGGGAAUUACAAAACGUUAACCCGUUGGCGACGUCGCUGGUUCAUUCUGGACCAAGGCACGUGCUCGCUGAGCUACGCGGACGAUGAGACAGCUUCAAGGAAGCAGAUUUCGCUGAAAAACUGCUCCGUCAGCACAGCUGAUGCUAUGAACCAGACAUUUACUACUGCGCCCGUCAACAGCGGGACACGACGAGUGCGUCAAACGUGGUGCUUUAAAGUACGACCGAUGGGCUCAUCACGAGAGUAUAUCAUGUCGGCAGAUACGAAGCAGUCUCGCGAGGCUUGGAUGUUGGCGAUUCAAUCAGUUGCCACCAACGGAACUGUGUUCAGCGAGACGAUUACGUUGAGCGAAAUGAGCAGCGGCGAUGUGGUGUUACUUGAGGAAAGCCCACGCGACAGUGACCUGCUAUCCAGACUUAGUGUGUCUUCGAAGCAGCGUCGUGAAUCAGGAUCAUACAGCAGCGACAGCUCCAACCACCGUGACUCGUGUGUACGAGAUCUGCGCAAACUCAUUCUGCUGGACCCGCUGUAUAGCUUCAGUCCGUAUCAAAAGACGCAGCUGUGGACGUACCGAGAGGAGCUGAUCGACAUGUUUCCGGCUCUGCCUCGUGUGCUGACGUGUGUUCAUUGGGAUGAUCCUGAAGAGACGGAGGAAGCGUUAUCGCUGCUCCCGCGAUGGACCGAGCCAGAUCACCAAGCGGCGUAUAUCGAGCUGCUUAGUGGUGAAUUCGCUCACGAAGGAGUGCGCACGUUUGCGGUACAGAAGCUUGGACUGAUGGCCGACACGACGUUUAGCUACUUUUUACCGCAGCUAGUGCAGGCGAUCAAGUAUGAGAACCAUCACGCGUCACCUCUGGUUAUGCUGCUGAUUGAGCGAGCUAUCAAGAACCCGAACCAGAUUGGCUUUGACCUCUUCUGGAGCAUGAAAGUGGAAGCACACAACGACCAAUACCGUGAACGGUACGGCACCAUCUUGAACGCUUAUCUGGAUGUGUGCAGCUCGAAGAUGCGUGCCAUUCUGAAGCUGCAGGACAAACUCUUCUCGGAAGGUGGGAUGCUGGAGCGUAUUUGUCAGAGUGUGAAGGCGAAGAGGAAGGACGGCGCUGCUGAAAUGAAGCGAGCGAUGCAGCAAGGGCUGGAGGCGCUGAAUGAAUUGCUGCCCGGUUCGUUCCAGCUGCCGCUUGAUCCUCGUAUUGAAGUGGGCAAGAUUAUCGUGAGCAAGUGCCGCGUAAUGGAUUCAGCGAAGAAGCCCUUGUGGCUGGUGUUUGAGAAUGCCGAGGAAGGUGGCGACCCAGUCACUGUGAUGUUCAAGGCUGGUGACGAUGUACGGCAAGACUGCUUGACUCUGCAGUUGAUCCGCUUGAUGGACGAAAUGUGGCGUGAAGAGGGUCUGGACUUGGCGAUGGAGCCGUAUAAGUGUGUGGCUACUUCUCCAAUGACGGGUAUUCUCCAGAUCGUGCCUAAUUCAGUCACAACUGCCGAUGUGCACAAGCGUGGCGGUAUCAUGGGCUCUUUCAAGGACCCGAUCUUUGCGGACUGGAUCCACGCGAACAAUCCAGAUGCAAAGAGCCACAAGCUUGCCAUCAACUUGUUUACACGCUCCUGCGCAGGUUAUUGCGUCGCCACUUACGUGCUUGGAAUCGGAGAUCGUCACAACGACAACAUUAUGAUAUCUUCAGCAGGUCGCUAUUUCCACAUCGAUUUUGGUCACUUUCUGGGCCACCUCAAGUACAGCAUGGGAAUGGCACGCGAGCGCUCUCCGUUCGUGUUCACGAAAGAAAUGGCCUAUGUCAUGGGCGGCAUCGAAGGGAAGGACUUCCGAACGUUUAUAGAUAUCGCUAGCAUUGCGUACAACGUUCUGCGGCGACACAUGCAUCUGUUGGUAUCGCUGCUUCUCCUCAUGGUGCCGGCCGAUAUGCCCGAGCUUACAGGUCGCGAUGACAUCAACUACAUCGUGCAAACCAUGAGGCCCGAGCAGUCGGAGGAGCAGGCAUGCGAGUCACUCAAGAAAACUGUCACGGAUUGCCUCAGCAGUUGGUCCAGGCGAUUUGAUAACACCAUUCACAACCUCGUUCACUGA